This is a messenger RNA of Bacidia gigantensis, 993 nucleotides long. RefSeq lists its product as uncharacterized. The record is from RefSeq and is a predicted model, not a curated record. NCBI's taxonomy places the organism in Eukaryota, Fungi, Ascomycota, Lecanoromycetes, Lecanorales, Ramalinaceae. The transcript has a single exon. Bases 1 to 993 code for a protein of 330 amino acids.
AUGGUUGGCCGAAAGAAGAUUAAGUCCAAACCGACCGUUGUGCUCUCAAGCCCCGAUGGUGCAUCUAGAUGUGAAAUAAGAUCUUCGAUAGAGGCUAGCAACAUCAUUCGCAGAUACCCUGGAUUUGUUCUCAUGGACUGCAAUAGACCACCAGGCGCUGGAGAGUUGAAGUUACUACUUGAGCUUGAAAGGCGAGAUCCCGUUUCUCGUUCUCAAGAGCUUGAGCGCAGUAUAGUGGUUAAGGAGGGCUUUGGGCAUGGUCUUGGAGCCUCAAUUCAUCUGGGAAACCGCAAUGAUUCAACAGAACAACAAAAAGUCAUAGGGACAGGCGGUGGUGUAAUAUGUUGUCUUGAGAAGCCUCGGUACAAAUACUUUCUCGUGACUGUUGCUCACAUAUUUGACAAAGGAAUUGGGUCUCUUUUCGGCUUGUUCAAGAAUACGAGCCAAUUUGUAUACGACGUCAACGAAAUGGAUUUUGAGGACAGUAGUUCCGACACAGAUGAUAGCGAUCCCGAAUCACCUGUCUUGUCUAGCUUAUCGUCGAGCCCUUCGAAGAUGCUUGAAACGAGAGGUCAGGCCUGUUCAGGUAAUCAAGGAAGGGAACUUCCGCACGUAUCUCCAUCGCUCAGCCCGCUAUCCAAAUCACCAUCUUUCACUUCUCUGUUCAAGUAUGAUCUUGAGCUCCAAGGACCAUAUGCCAGCUCGGCGGAUGCAAAGCAACCUUUUCUGGACUGGGCUUUGAUUGGGAUGACUCGUGGAACAUUAAGUAGACUAUUUCGUGGUCAUCCCCCCAUCCAAACCAUCCCAAUGAGGUCAACAGAUGGUGAACCUGUAAAGAGAGAUAUCGUAGUGUUUACGACACGAAAGGCUCUUGUAAGCGGCCAUCUAAUGGCUACACCAACAUACGUUCAACAUCCAGAGAAUCAAGGUGUCCAAGAGCUGUGGACGAUACGUUGCUAUGAUACAUUAGAGGAGGGAGAUUGCGGAUCAUGA